Molecule: messenger RNA, 513 nt
Organism: Aspergillus alliaceus
Lineage: Eukaryota; Fungi; Ascomycota; Eurotiomycetes; Eurotiales; Aspergillaceae
Exons: 3
Coding region: 1-513 (170 amino acids)
Source: RefSeq, a predicted model, not a curated record
AUGUAUAUACCGCAUACCCCAUUUCAAGAUCUGGGAGGGUUGAUCUUCGCCGUACAACUCUGUGCGCGCUCUGCAGCUGCUCCAUGGGGAGUCAUUGGCAUUGACUCACCCACGACCACCUACGCCGUAACCUGUGCGCCAUCCCCUUCGACCAAGAAGUGCAACUUCGGACGGCGAGAAAUUGUUGAGGCGUCACCCACCUUCCGCGAGAUCGCGACUCUACGUAACGAUGCUAUCUGCCACUUGCCCCACGGCAAUGGGUAUGGCAAUACGUGGAGUUCCAGCACACCGGAGCAGAUGUGGUUCUACGAUGUGACCAUCACCGCUACGGAGAUCAACACGUCACCUCCCACGGGGACAGCAUCUUCAACAGCUACGUCGCAUGCUUCUCAUUCGUGCGCCACUGAAAGUGCUACCUCUUUUACGGGAUCAACACCAACGCCAGGAAGCAGUGAGAGCAGUAAUGCGGGUAUUGCCCAAGCCACUGCGCUCAUCCCCUGGGCAGCCCCGUGA